This is a messenger RNA of Belonocnema kinseyi, 2976 nucleotides long. RefSeq names its product transient receptor potential channel pyrexia-like. Gene Ontology annotation, cellular component: membrane. The coding region runs from base 1 to 2976 and encodes 991 amino acids. Gene Ontology annotation, biological process: transmembrane transport; monoatomic ion transport. Gene Ontology annotation, molecular function: monoatomic ion channel activity; protein binding. The transcript is spliced from 5 exons. NCBI's taxonomy places the organism in Eukaryota, Metazoa, Arthropoda, Insecta, Hymenoptera, Cynipidae. The record is from RefSeq and is a predicted model, not a curated record.
AUGUUGCAAGAUCUUCUAGUGUUGAUCAGGGAUCCAUCUGGCAGCUGCAUAAAAAAAUCAUUAAAUCCCUCUCCAGGAGUGAUAUCAGAUCAAUUAAACUCAUCAAAUUCAGGAAUAAAUGCAGGAGAUGAACCACCAGCAGAUGAAUCCCUUUACUUCGACAACGUGGAAAUUUGCAGGCGCGUACAGAUCGAUGGGGCAACACUUAUUAAUAAAAUUUAUUCGGCAUUAAAUCCUUCCCAGCGAAAAAUACUAAGGGACAUGGAACAGGGAAUCUUCCCAGAAUCGCAAGAUGGCAACAUAUUUCCAGACUUUGAUGAAAAAUUCAGGCAAAUAGCAUUCACGUGGGCCUGCUUUCGAGGCUUCGUGCACCUUAUGCAAAAGUUUGAAGCAUCAGGUGUGGACAUUAAUUGGGUGGCUCCUGUUACUGGAGUGAAUGCAGCUUCUGCUGCUUGUUUUACCAAUCGUCUAUCGUGUCUAGAAUAUUUAAUAAGCAAAGGUGCUAAUAUUAAUCACGUAAAUCCUAAGUCUCACAACUCCUGUUUGCAUGCUGCUGCUAUCGGCAAUUCUCGAGAAUGUGCGGAACUUUUAAUAAAUAAUGGCCUUAAAAUAAAUAUACCUGCUACAGAAUUGGCAGAACCAGUUUUACAUUGUGCAGUUAGAAAUCACUCAAAAUCAGUUGUAGAGCUUCUUUUAGAGAAAGGAGCAGAUGUCACUAUGAGAAAUAAUGUUGGUGAAACUGCCCUUCAUGCUGCUUGUGCUGUACAAUCUCUCGAAUGUGCAGAAAUGUUACUUGAAAAAUCAGAAAAGGAAGUUUUAGCUGUUGAUGAAAAAAAUAGAACCCCUUUGCAUUUUGCGGUUAUGAACAAUAAUUGUUCAGUUGAUUUAGUAGAACUUUUAAUAGAGAAAGGGGCACAGAUUAAUAUAGCUGAUAAUUCAGGAUUCACAGCCCUUCAUAUUGCAGCUUUGAAUGAACAGUCAGAUUGUGUGGAGAGUCUUAUUUGGGCUGGAGCAGAUUUGAGUGCAACUACAAAUAAAGGAGUUUCAGCUUUGAAUAUAAUUUUGAAGAAAAUUCCGGAAGUGAUGAAUGUUUUUCGGAAGCGAUUAGAUGCAUCUAUAAGAUUAAAACGACCCUCUCGUCAAAAUCGAGAAUUCGAGCUCAAAUUGGAAUUAAGUAUAAUUUUUCCAAGUAACAACGUUUGUGAAACAAGUUUUAUCAAUUUGUUUAUUCAAGAAGGUCAGAAGGAGAUUUUGUCUCAUCCUCUUGUCAAAGCAUUUUUGCACUUGAAGUGGGAGAAAAUCAGAAGGUUUCAACUGUUGAGAAUAUUUAUGUAUUUGUUUGCAAUAAUUUUUAUGAGUACAUAUACUUUAACAGCCUUAGCUUAUAAUUGUUAUAACGAAUCGGAAAAGAAUAACGAUACAAUCUGUACAAAUGAUAGCAUUUCUGGAUAUUUAUUUAAAAGAAAAAUGAUUAAAGCUGAGUGGUACCUUUCUAUAAUUUUAAUGUUUCUUUUAAUGCCGCGAAGAGUAUUGGGCUAUACGUUACUUAAAACCGCGAAAAUGUAUUUUUUAAAUACUGAAAAUGUGCUCGAUAUUGCAGUUUUAAUCAUGAAUUUCAUUAUUUCAUUUAUAUUUACUGGAAAAACUUACGAGUGGCAGAAAUAUUUUGGUGCAUUUGCAGUUCUUGGGGCUUGGACCAAUAUGAUGUUUAUGAUUGGUCAACUGCCAUCGUUUGGCACAUACGUUGCUAUGUUUAUUCAUAUUCAAGCGGAAUUUGGAAAACUUUUGUUAGCCUACUCAAGCCUGCUCAUUGGAUUCAUGGUGAGCUUUUGCAUACUUUUUAUCGCAGAUGAAUCAUUUAGUAAUCCUCUCACGGGUCUUAUCAAAGUCCUAUCAAUGAUGGCUGGAGACUUAGAUUUUGAAAAUCUUAUUAAAAAUUUUGGCAUAAUAAAGAAUAAAUCCUUUGAUUUUUAUGAUCCACUUCCGAUCUGUUCGCAACUUCUUUUUUCUCUAUUCGUUAUCUUUAUCACGAUAAUAUUAAUGAAUUUAUUAGUAGGCAUUGCUGUACAUGACAUACAAGGUUUACGUACUCAUGCAGCUCUUACUAAACUUGCUCGACAAGCUGAACGUGCGUACUUUACAGAAUUGGAAUUAAGUAACAAAAACAUUCCUACAUGUGUGAGAAGCGCGAUAUCCAACCACAAUAUUGAUGAUCAAUAUAAAACUCGUAUUCUUACUGUGAAACCUUUGAAUCAGUUAGAAAAAAGGCUGCCGAAAGAUAUUCUUAGUGCCGCGUAUGUAAUUGCAUUAAAAAAUCCUCCACUAACGGAUGAUGAUAAUCAUAAUGUAAAUCAAAAGUUUAGUUGUUUUAAAAAUUUGAAGGAAAAGCGAAAAAAUGUAGACUUACAAAACUCGGUCGAAGAACUUGUAAUGCAAUUAAAAGAGUAUGAGAGCGAGGUUCGUUUGUUAAAGAAUAGAUUAGAUGAAAUUAAGGACAUGCAAAAGCCUGGCACCUGCCACCCACCAGGACAAAAAGCCAGUCGACAGGACUCUCCUCUUCAAGGACUAGAAAUAGUGGCGAUAUUUUUUUGCAUACCAGCUAAUUCGUUUCGCAGGCCUCGACGUGUCACCUGCGUCUGGAUUUGCAACGUUAAAGCCAUCGCAGAGAUCUACAAAGGAUUACAGUCAGGCUACUUUAAAUUACCAGAUGAUUACAUAGAGUUAAAAGUAGAUUACUCUAGGUUACAAGUAGAUUACCAUGGACCACUUAGACGAAUCCAGAUUAAUCCAGUUUUAAGUGAGUUACAAGUGGAUUACCUAGGACUACAAGUGGAUGUCGCAAGAUUACAAGUGGAUCGCCUAGGAAUACAAAUGUAUUACCCAGAAUUGCAAGUUGAUAAAUUAGGGUCAAAAAUAACCGAGGAUUACAAGUGGCUUCUUCACAAUUACAAGUGGCUAACUCUGGAUCACAAAUGA